Molecule: messenger RNA, 8690 nt
Organism: Bubalus bubalis (water buffalo)
Lineage: Eukaryota; Metazoa; Chordata; Mammalia; Artiodactyla; Bovidae
Gene: IGF2BP1
Product: insulin like growth factor 2 mRNA binding protein 1
Exons: 15
Coding region: 436-2169 (577 amino acids)
Biological process (GO): nervous system development; regulation of gene expression
Cellular component (GO): cytoplasm; nucleus; cytosol
Molecular function (GO): mRNA 3'-UTR binding
Source: RefSeq, a predicted model, not a curated record
GAGGCGUCGGGGGUCUUCCCCUGCAGGGUGGGUGGGGGCUUUCACCACGUGGCUUUGCCUUUUUUUUUUUUUUUUUUUUUCCGCUCCAUUUUUUUUCAAGUCGAUUUUAUUUAGAGGCGGCGCCAGGGCGGCCGCGGAGAAACGUGACACACCAGCCCGCUCGGAGGGGUUUCGGACAGAAGGGAAGGAGCCGCGCCGCGUCGUCCGCCUCCCAGCGCGCCGCGGGCACUUCUCCCGGGCCUCCCCGAACUCUCCCGCGACCUCUGCGCGCCCUCCGGCCGCCCUCCCCGCCCCGGCUCCGGACAACUUGAGGGGUGGGGUGCAAAGAAAGUUUGUGUCUGCUGCCGCCGCCUCCCGCCUCGGCCUAGGAGGCUCGCCGCCCGCGCCCGUCCGCUCGGCCUUGCCCGGGACCGCGUCCUGCCCGAGACCGCCACCAUGAACAAGCUGUACAUCGGCAAUCUCAACGAGAGCGUGACCCCCGCGGACUUGGAGAAAGUGUUUGCGGAGCACAAGAUCUCCUACAGCGGCCAGUUCUUGGUCAAAUCCGGCUAUGCCUUCGUGGACUGCCCCGACGAGCACUGGGCGAUGAAGGCCAUCGAAACUUUCUCGGGGAAAGUGGAGCUGCAAGGAAAACGCCUAGAGAUUGAACACUCCGUCCCCAAAAAACAAAGGAGUCGAAAAAUACAGAUCCGAAAUAUUCCACCCCAGCUUCGAUGGGAAGUACUGGACAGCUUGCUGGCUCAGUAUGGUACAGUGGAGAACUGCGAGCAAGUGAACACGGAGAGUGAGACGGCAGUAGUCAAUGUCACCUAUUCCAACCGGGAACAGACCAGGCAAGCCAUCUUGAAGCUGAACGGCCACCAGCUAGAGAAUCAUGCCUUGAAGGUCUCUUACAUUCCUGACGAACAAAUCACACAGGGUCCUGAGAACGGGCGCCGAGGCGGCUUUGGCUCUCGGGGUCAGCCCCGCCAGGGCUCCCCUGUGGCAGCUGGGGCCCCAGCCAAACAGCAGCAAGUGGACAUCCCCCUACGGCUCCUGGUGCCCACUCAAUAUGUGGGUGCCAUCAUUGGCAAGGAGGGUGCCACCAUCCGCAACAUCACAAAACAGACCCAGUCCAAGAUCGACGUACACAGGAAGGAGAAUGCAGGUGCUGCCGAGAAAGCCAUCAGUGUCCACUCGACCCCUGAGGGCUGCUCUUCUGCUUGUAAGAUGAUCCUGGAGAUUAUGCACAAGGAGGCCAAGGACACCAAAACGGCUGACGAGGUUCCCCUGAAGAUCCUGGCCCAUAAUAACUUUGUGGGGCGACUCAUUGGCAAGGAAGGGCGCAACCUGAAGAAGGUGGAGCAGGACACGGAGACAAAAAUCACCAUUUCCUCGCUGCAGGAUCUCACCCUCUAUAACCCUGAGAGGACCAUCACUGUGAAGGGCGCCAUUGAGAACUGCUGCAGGGCCGAGCAGGAGAUCAUGAAGAAAGUGCGGGAAGCCUAUGAGAAUGACGUGGCUGCCAUGAGCCUGCAGUCACAUCUCAUCCCCGGACUGAACUUGGCAGCUGUAGGUCUUUUCCCAGCCUCCUCCAGUGCAGUCCCACCACCUCCCAGCAGCGUCACUGGAGCUGCACCUUACAGCUCCUUUAUGCAGGCUCCAGAGCAGGAGAUGGUGCAGGUGUUCAUUCCCGCCCAGGCGGUGGGUGCCAUCAUCGGCAAGAAGGGGCAGCACAUCAAGCAGCUCUCCCGGUUCGCCAGCGCCUCCAUUAAGAUUGCUCCUCCUGAAACUCCAGACUCCAAAGUUCGUAUGGUCAUCAUCACUGGACCCCCAGAAGCCCAGUUCAAGGCUCAGGGAAGAAUUUAUGGAAAACUCAAGGAGGAGAACUUCUUUGGUCCCAAGGAAGAAGUAAAGCUGGAGACCCAUAUCCGGGUGCCAGCGUCAGCAGCCGGCCGGGUCAUUGGCAAAGGUGGCAAGACGGUGAACGAGCUGCAAAAUUUGACAGCAGCUGAGGUGGUGGUGCCAAGAGACCAGACCCCUGAUGAGAACGACCAGGUCAUCGUCAAGAUCAUUGGGCAUUUCUAUGCCAGCCAGAUGGCUCAGCGAAAGAUACGAGACAUCUUGGCCCAAGUCAAACAGCUGCACCAAAAGGGACAGAGUAACCAGGCCCAGGCCCGGAGGAAGUGACCAGCCCCUUCACGUCGACCCCCAUCAUGUCGGCUGAAGGACAACAGGCCGAAAUCGAGAGCAUGAUCUCCCCCGCAGGCCUGAGAAUGAGCGGGAAUCAGGGACACUUGGGCCGGGAUGUAGAUCAGGUUUGCCCACGUGCUUGAGAAAGUUGUUCCAGUGAGGAACCCUGAUCUCUCAGCCCCAAACACCCCACCAAUUGGCCCAACACUGCCCAUCCCUGAGGGUGUCACCUUGGAAAUUCUAGCUCAGGGUGCUUUUAAACGUGGAUUGUUUUAAGUUCUCCAGGUCCCAUCGAGAGGGUUGGUCAGACCCCAGUGGGAAGAGAAAUAAAAUUUCCUUCAGGUUUUUAAAACAUGCAGAGGGGUGUUUUAAUCAAUCUCAAAGGAUGAUUUACUUCUUGACCCUAAAGCCCUUCCAGCCUUCUCCUCCUUGGUUUAUUGAUUAAAAUACCUCUAUUCUCGUGCCCUGACAUAACCUCUUCCUGUAUUCACACUGGUUAGCUCAUCUUUCUGCUACUGGCAAAAGUGGGAACCAAUGCAUUGCUUUGUGUAUAUUAUUGACUCGAAGGGAAAAGACACAUCGGCAUCUGUAGAUUAAUUCCAAUCCCUUCCUAACCAACCUAUAGGAACAGCGAGUAAUAAAGAAUGGGAGAGACAGAUGAUUAAAAUAUAUAGUAAUCCACGUUUAAAAGGAGCGCCCUUGUGGCUGAUGGAUUCCAGAUCACCACCUUAAGAAACUGGUGCAGUUCAAAUUGCCCGCACGGUAGGGGCUUCCCCACCAAGAUUCCUGCCCUGUUCAUGUCCCUCUAACCAUGAAAGUCCCACGUCAUGUCCAGGAGCGCAUGGGUGGUACUGACUGCUCCGCGGGACAGGGGCUGACCACUGUACUGUCCCUGAUUCCUGCCAUUCUCAGGCAGAUUUUAUAUUUUUUUAAAGUCUAUUUUAAUGAUUGGAUACGAGCACUGGGAAGGGGAGCCUAACUCCCCUUGAUAAAGUCUCAGUUCCAUGGAGGACUUGAGUGGCCCCAAAGGCUGCCACUGUGCCCUCACGCUGGCCAUGUGCUUUCCUAAGGGCUGGCUCCCAGAAGCGGGGGUUGCGGGGCACUCCCCCACCACGGCACUGUUCCCUUGGUGGUGGUGGGAUGUGCAGCCCGACCCUGAGCUCCUGCAAAAGCUGAAGUCCAUCAUUUGGCAUCUAUUAUGAAUAUUCAGUAAAUCGGAGAGUAUUUGCUUCUGUGUUUAUCCUAGAGGCGUAUUUAACUGACGGUUUCUGCCUCCACGAGUCGUCGGUGUGAUGUUAUGUGUGCCUAAAAGAAACAAAAUUCAAAAUACCAGCAGCAUUAUGCACAAAAGGGUAAACAAGCUUAAUUUAUUAAUUUUCCAGGCUCAGUAAGGUCCCAUUUUAAGUUCAGCCCUCGUGGAAGACAGCAGCCGUCAGUUAAAUGAGGUUUGGCCUCCCCUCCUCGUGUGCUGAUCGUCAGUGCAUAUUAGCCAGGUGGUGCACUUUAGCUGCCUUGGACAAUGCUAUCCAGUGUGCUGGGAAGGGAGGAAGGCCUCUGCGUGUGGAAGAGCCCAUGCUCGGGACUCCCCUCCUUGCAACAUUGCAACAACAGUAACAACCAGACAACCAUGACAUGUGGGCGGAGUCAGUCAGGUAAUGCUGUGCGCGAAGUAAACUACCUCAAGGUAUGAAGUUACCUCAGCAAUUACUUUCCUUUUUGUUCCCCCCACCUCUUUUUUUUUUUAAUCUUUUUUUUCUUUGCGGCUUGCUGAUAUUUUAUAUAAAAAAGAAAAGCAAAGCAAAAGAGAAGCUGAUAGUCUUGAAUAUUUUAUUUUUUUAAUGAAAAGAAAAAAAUGAGAAAGUUAUGUUUCAUAAUUUCUUACAACAUGAGCCAGUGUAACUCUUUAGGAAGUCUCUAUGGAGAACAGGCCCUGUGGGAAAGGCAGCCGGCGCUGCCCCUUGGAGGGAGGCUGGGCCCAGAGGGAAGGCCCAGGUGUGAGAGAGCCCAGGGCCAGGCUCUGAUCUCUAAGCCACACACCUCUCCCAGGAAAACCUUGCCUGAUGAGAUUGACAGGCCCAGCAGAGCUGUGGCCCCAAGGGCGAAGCAACAGCCUCCAACAGCUGGCCUGUGGUCUCCCCUCCCCCUUUUGGUUAAAGGGCACCCCGGUUGUUUUUUCCCACCAGUGGUGCUGUUGAGAUAUUUUAAAGUAUUGCCUCCGUUUUAUCGAGGAGAGAAAUAAUAACUAGAAAACAUACCCUUAAAAAAAUGUAUACUUCUCUAAAAAUAUGGGAGCCAAGAUUCCAUUGGUGGAAGAGACAAAGCCACCCUCUCGCCCUGAGAGAGGUCCACCCGGCUUGCCGUGCAGUGCUUUUCAUUUAUCGUGACUUAAUUCAUUUCAGUCCCAUCUUGCCAUUUUUGGUCUUUAUCAGUAGACCAAGGGACGAACAGAUAACUGGCCCUUCUGUCUCCUCAUCUUCUUUCAAUUGAUAUGAUUGAUUCUAACAGUGGACCCACACUUACAAAUCCUCGAUUUAGGAUGGUGGGUGGCAAGGAGGGGCAAGGGAUUUGGGAAUGUAGCUGGGGACGGGUUCCUGCCUCGUUGGUGUCUUGUUACUUUCUUCCCAUGACGUUCCUUUGUAGACCCCCAGAACUGUCUGCCCCAAAGAGGAGGAAGCAGGAAAGCCUUUAGAGAUGAUACCAGGCCAGUUUAAUUAAGCUUCCCACCUGUCCAAACCACAGAAAAGGGUCUCCCAACUUGUAUUUCUGGCUCUAUAUGCUUUAUUCCAAAAUGAAGCAGAUAACUUCAGACAUCGGCCAUUUAGUGAUUUAAGGUGAAUUUCCAGCAGCAAGCAUGCUUUGAUAUCUGGUUCAAAACUGCCAUCAGAAUAAAACCCCCCACAGUACCUGAAAUGUGAUUGUUGCAGUGUUCAGCUUCCUUGGGCUCCUGCUCCCAUCACACCUGCAGCCCACAUCCUUUCCCUCUGGCUGGUUCAGCUCCCAGAAGAGACCAGGAGUGUGGCAAGGGACUGUCAAACCUGGAUUCGGCAUGGCUGAUAUUUGCCCAGCAGGAAAAUUGUGCAAGUUACGCUACCGGAAAACAAAGGAAUAUGGUUUGGUGGUUAAGGUUUAGCAGGAUAAAGGGCUUGUCUUGGUGGUUCCACCUUUGACCUCUGGGCAAGGUCUUGGGGCAACUCCGCCCCCUGCACAUCACCUCCAUUUCCCCAUCCUUGGUGAGAUAACAAGUUAAUGUGAAAUGCACUUGAGAGAUUUGGAUGAUCUGAAAACAGUGACUUUUAAAAAACAACUUCUGUGCUCUGAUAUGUGUGUGAGCUACAUAUAUAUUUUUAAGAAAAGACCAUCACUUUUAGGAUGUAUUUUUUAAUUCUGUGGAACACGUGAAAAAACCAAAAUGGUUUGAUUCCCUGACUUUGAAGCUGCGUCUGACAGUGACGCCCAAUGGCCCGUGAGGGUCUGGUUGCCUUUUGCGGUUUGGGUUGUGGACUUGGCUCCUCAGAGGGGCCUGGGGAGGAGAGAGCCGUUUUUAGGGACAGGGAGUUUCAUCACCUUCUACUCUUUCUUGCGCUCCUCUCAGUCCUUUCUCAGUCUUUUUUUCCUUUACCCUGAGCUCUCCACUUCUGGGACCGGUGGGGGCUAUUCUGUUAAGUUAUGCCUCGAUUGGCAGAAGAGACCCCAUGUAAAAUCCAGAGAACACUGGAGGGGAACCCUCCAGUUGGUUCUGUGUGUCCAUUUUCCCCUGUGCCAAAGACAGGCUGUGAGAGACGCCAUCUCUGAAUCAAAGCAAUAACCAUCCUUUGAACCCGUACCUGGGCUGUCUGAGAGGGGGAGAGGUCCUGGGAACUGUAUGGGCUAAAAGACCCGGCCCUUCCCUUCUGAGGCUCCUGGGGGAUGUGGGGGCGGUAUGUGCCAAGGCACAGGGAGCUGAGAAGGGGUCCACUGGCUCCGGUUGCACUUUGGGGAAGGAGAGGGGUUUGGGGCUCCUCCCUGUGAGGCUGCGCUCCAUCCCUUGCCCCCACUGCAGAGACAGCACCGCGAGUUCUCUUCAGGCCUGGCAGACUGGCAACGAGGAGGGGCCUCAGUUAACUCUCCAGGGUGCCUUCCCCUCCUCCCACCCCAGACAUACUCUCUGCCACACUGGGAACAGCGGUGCCGCAUAACUACCUCACAGAGCCCCCAGGGACCGCCAAGCUUCUGCCUCUAGUCCACCUUCCCUCCUUUCUCUCACUCAAGGGUGGGGGUCCUCCUUCCCCUGAAGUGUUGAUGCGGAGAUCCUAGAGGCUUUGAUGUUCAAAACAUGCCAACUUUCGCCUAUUUGUUGAAAACCGGUAGGAGGAAAACAGCACAGCCUGCCCCUGUAACUGCAGGAAGAUGGAAGAAGGAUCCUCGGUGCCAGGGGACAUAAAGCCAUUUCCCUUCCAAACUCUUGGUGAUUUAGAGGCAGGGCUUUUCUCUUGUAUUCAGACUUAGGGCAACACCAGCUGAAAACUGCAGUUUCUUUCUUUUGGAUACAUAAGGCUUCUCUAUUGGGGUACAGGACAGGGAGGAGGCCUCAUGACUGAAGGUGGAUUCAGAGGGUGAGGGCUGGAGCCCCAGCCCUGACCCUCGGCCCUGUGCCCCUCCUUGGGGGCACAGUCUGAUGGCACCAUUACUGGUGCCUUAGUCUGGUUGAAUCUGGAUGGACGAGACAAAAGAAUUUUUUUCUUAAGUGAAAUAGCAGGAAGCUCCUCGGGGCAUGUGUUUUGAGUAACCACAGAUGAUGGAUGCUACGAGUAUAAAUGGAUUAACUACCUCAAUCCUCACAGUGAGAUUAGAACAAGGGCUGGGAUUGGUGAGGGGGUGGAUCCCAGCCAGGAGGAGUGAGCUGAGGCUUGUGCCACAGAAGGUUUGUCCUUGAGGAAUAGGCAUGCCUGCUAGAUACUCAUUGGUUGGGUUGAGAGGACUGGUCAUUAGGCCCCCCUUUCUGCCUUCUUCGGCCUGGGGACCCUUGCUUCACCUCUUCCCUGCAGCCUGCCCUGCUCUCACCUGCCAUAUCUUGCUGGACCAGAGGGGAUGGAGAGGACGGGCCUCCUGUCUCCUACCAGAGGGGGGCAGCCUCCUGUCUUCUACCGGAGGAGGCUGCCAGGAGGUGAGAUGUGGGGCCUGGCCUGGAACCCGCCACUCAGCCCCACAGCCAGGAAGCCUGGGGAAGCCGAAGUUAACACGUCUUCAACAGGGUUUCUCUGAGAUUCUCCACCUCUCUACCCCUUCCCAGUGUUCACAGGGACGGUGGGCUCUGGAGGUGGAGCAGGAUCCCUUAUCCUGAGAGGCCGAGGGCCUGUCCUCUGGUCGUCAGGAGCCUUUGUAGUCGGGGAGUUCCACUGGGCGAUCCCAGCCCCUCCCCACCCUCUAAUGGACCUCCUCAUAGAAGCCCCAUUUCACUUUUGUUUUAUCUACCUCUUAGCAAGACAAUAGAGAGAAAUUAGGUAGUGGCAACUCCACUUGCUUAGAUUAGGGGGGGAAAAAGAUUUCUUUUUCCAAAGGAAAAAAAAUAUUACCUUAAAAAUACUUUCCAAAAAAUUAAAAAAAAAAAAAAAAAGCCAAAAAAAAGUUCUUAAGAGGGAGACAUUUUCCAGUGACCGCUGGAUUGUUUUAAUUCCCUAAACAUUUCUCUUUUUUUCCCCCACAAAUAAGUUUCACUCUUUGGCAAUUUUCUGCACCUGGUCUAAGAUAAUGUGCUAUUCUAACAGGUACAGCUUCUGCAGUCUGCCCCCCUGGCUUGCUCCACCCCGCACCUCGUUCCUGUCAGUGAGUUCCUAUCUGUGCUCUCCCUGUUGCUUCUCAGCCAGGUGACUUCACUCAGCCCCACGGAACAAAGGCUUUGUGUGUGUGGCGGUGCUGAAGUCGGGACUCACCGUUUCAACCUGUGGAGGGUGGGAGCGGGGGCGGGGGGCACUUGUAACCCUUUUGUGUCAAGUUUCUGUAACCUACUGCAGUGUAAAGGUGUUCAGAAUGAAUUUCAGCAGAUAAUGAGUUAGCAGGAGGAAUAAACAUUCUCUACCACCACUUGAAUCCUCCCCUUACUCCAACAUGUUGAUCCUGAUCCCAGGAACCAGAAUAAGAGAGUCCCUUCUCCUGAGGCAAAGUGAAUCAUGUUCAGUCCUGAGACAUCACUUAGGAAAGUGGAAAAUGAUUUUUAUGAAGGCAAAACUUGGUGGGGACGGGAGGGGGGACUCGUGCCUGUGAUUGUGUGACCCUGUUCUGUAACUGCGGCCACUUUGAAAAUUGUACUUUGCUGGGGAUCGGCCAGCCGUCACCACCAAAUUUUGAUUGUACCCUUUCUCCCACUCUUUAAUCUGCCCUGUGCUUGGUCUGGGAAGAUGGGGCGGCUGGCUCAGACUUUUUGGAGUUUGUUCUUUUGCUGGAUGAGCACUCCAGUUUUCUUUCCCAUGAAAGUUGUUUCUGCUACAAAUCACUUGAUUCCGCUGUUUCAAUUUCAAAAUAAAAGGAAACUUAUAUUGAAA